This is a messenger RNA of Fusarium graminearum PH-1, 1572 nucleotides long. RefSeq lists its product as uncharacterized. Lineage: Eukaryota; Fungi; Ascomycota; Sordariomycetes; Hypocreales; Nectriaceae. The record is from RefSeq and is a predicted model, not a curated record. Bases 1 to 1572 code for a protein of 523 amino acids. The transcript has 3 exons.
AUGGACUCAACACCACACAAACUUUCAAGAUAUCUUGUCCAGCGUGGCAAUCUUUCCAAAAGUCAAGAAACAUUCAAUACUGUCAGCGACUUUAAAGAUCUAUCGAAGUCUAAUCCAGUGGACUCUGCAUCUUCCAAUGUUGCAGAUGGCACAAAUGCCCUCGGCUAUCACUCUCUAUAUUCAUCUCAACCACCUCAUUCUGGUGCACCGACUAUUACUUCAGAUGAGUCUCCAGAUAAACUCAGGGUCUGGCUCAACAACUGCACCAACGAUCACAAAUAUUGUUUACAGUCCAUCAACCCCGCCUUCUUCCCAACGCGAGUCAUCGAUACGCAAAACACCGAAAAUGGGACCCUAAAUUUACGAGACAAAACCCAUAUAUGUACUGAGAAAACUUUCCCACCAUACUGGACGCUAUCUCAUCGAUGGGUUGAUCCAGCAAAGGUCCUUCAGCUGCAUAAGGGCAACACAAAAACAGGCACACUCAGCAAUGAAGAGCAUUUCCGAAAUGGCAUCGGUCUUCACGAAAUAUCACCGACAUUUAGAGAUGCAGUUCAACUUGUACAUAAGAUGGGAUAUCGGUAUAUCUGGAUAGAUUCGCUGUGUAUUUUCCAAGACUCACCAUCAGACUGGGAGGUGGAGGCCGCAAUAAUGAACGAUGUCUACGGAAACUCGUUCUGUAACAUCUCUGCUAUCAGAUCUUCUUAUGACGCUUCACUCGGUCUCUUUGGACAGCGGAUAGUCGACCCCAGGACCUUUGAACCAUUCUCAGUAGACGCCGAGUUUUCAGUUGAUGGAAAUCGGCGCCUUGAAAAUUGUCGAAUCACAUACAAUAGUCUAUUUGCCAACGACGUCAACAAUUCCCCCCUAAGUAGUCGGGGCUGGGUUGUACAAGAGAGAUUCUUGGCACGAAGAAUCAUUCACUUUACCCGGACUCAACUGUAUUGGGAAUGCUUGGAGUUUACGAGAUGCGAGAAAGAUCCAGAUAGUCAGCGUGGGUUAAUGGAGACAGACGAGCAGACAAAAGAAUACCGGGAGAUGAGAGAAUACAAAGCUAGUCUCCAAAAGAUUAUCCGAGAAGUUGAUUUCAAAGAAUUUGGUGCUAGCCGUGAAGGGGGUACUCCGUUCAGAAUUCCGUGGCCUACACCGCGAGAGUGCUGGAGACUUAUGGUGCAAACAUACAGCAGCUGCGAUCUCACUCAGAGGGGCAAUAUUCUCAUUGCAAUUCUUGGCGUGGCAAAGAAGUCCGAAGAAUUCUACCCCAACGACAAGUACAUGGUCGGAUUGUGGAAAGAAGCGCUACACACAGAUCUGACGUGGGAAUCCAACACAUCUGAAGGCGCGCCCUCCAAACGCGAUACAAGCCUCGCACCAUCCUGGAGCUGGGCAUCUUUGAUUGGUGGCAGGGUCACUGUACCAGCAGCACGUCAAGUAUAUGGCGGAGAGGAAGCUUCGCAUAUCGAGUUCGUCGACGCCGGAGCAGAACCAGGACAUAGCAACAAGAUAUUGGAUAUUGACAUCAAAAGCGACAUUCUACUUCUUCCGGAAACGAGAUCAUUCCGAGGAAUAUGA